This is a messenger RNA of Rhizophagus irregularis DAOM 181602=DAOM 197198, 1914 nucleotides long. RefSeq lists its product as uncharacterized. The record is from RefSeq and is a predicted model, not a curated record. Gene Ontology annotation, biological process: signal transduction; protein phosphorylation. Gene Ontology annotation, molecular function: protein binding; ATP binding; protein kinase activity. NCBI's taxonomy places the organism in Eukaryota, Fungi, Glomeromycota, Glomeromycetes, Glomerales, Glomeraceae. Gene Ontology annotation, cellular component: cytoplasm.
AUGCAAGAUACCAAGAAUAAAAAUGAAUGGAUUAAGUGGAUUGAAGAAGCUAUUGACGAAGAACAUAUAAAAUAUUAUGAAUACAAGGAAUUUAAUAACUUUCAAGAAAUUGGUACCGGUGGUUUUGGAAAAGUGUACCGUGCAAAUUGGAAAAAUUUAGAGAAAUGUUUUGCAGUAAAGUCUUUUUUUAGUCUUGACAAUAUCGCCGUAAAAGAAAUUAUUCGUGAGUUAAAAAAUCAACGUGAAGUUGAUUAUCAUGAUAAUAUUAUUCGUUGCCAUGGAAUAACAAAAUUUGAGUCAACAGAAUAUCAUGUUAGUAAUAAUUAUAUGUUAGUAAUGGAAUAUGCUAAUAAUGGUAGUCUUCGAAGCUAUCUGGAAAAAAACUUUAGUAAACUUACAUGGGAUGAAAAAUACAUUAUGGCAUACCAGUUAGCUUGCGCUGUGUCAUGUUUACAUAAUGAAGGGAUUGUCCAUCGUGACCUGCAUUCUGGUAAUAUAUUAGUUCAUCAAAAUACGAUCAAAUUGGCGGAUUUUGGAUUAUCAAAAAGAAUUGGAGCGUCAUCAAAUAUUCAAUCCAAAAUAUUUGGAAUGGUACCUUAUGUUGAUCCAAAAAUUUUUAAUAGACGAAGAAAUAAUAAUAAUCAAACAUCCCAAAUUUACUCAUUAAAUGAAAAAAGCGAUGUUUACAGUGUUGGCGUACUGUUAUGGGAAAUAUCCAAUGGUCUACCUCCUUUUUAUGUUGAAGGUGAAGGAUAUGAUGUCGGUUUAGCUUUAGAGAUUUUACAAGGUCUUAGAGAAACAAUUGUUCCUGAUACACCCGAAAAUUAUGUAAAAAUUUAUACUAAGUGCUGGGAUGGUGAACCAGAUAAUCGUCCGAAUAUAUAUCAAGUAGUUGAUUGUUUAAAAGAAAUGAUUACAAAAACAGAUGCAAUUACAGAAAAUUUUCAAUUGUCAGGUGAACAAGAAAUCAAUGAUGCUUCAAAUACUAAUAAUUCAGAAUCACAAGGAGAUUUAUCUCAACUUAUUCAAGAUUUUAAUAAAAUGAAUACAAAAGAAAUUGAUUCUAUGGUAGUUUUAAGUAAACAAAAGAAUCUUACAACUGAAAAAGAUUUUAACAGAUUAAUUGAUGAAAUAAGUGAUUUUAUUUACAAAUUAUCAAACAAAGGAACUGCUUGGAAAUUAAUAAAAAGGCAAUUUAUCGAAUAUCUUAAUAGUAAUUAUAAUACUAAUUCAGAAGAAAUUUAUAAUUGGUUAUCAAAUAAUCAAAAUAGUCCAAAUUCAAUUUUUUUAUUUGGAUAUUUUAAUCGUUAUGGAAUUGCAACAAGUGAAGAUCAUAAAAAAUCUUUCAAUUUAUUUAUUAAUGCAUCAAAUCAAAAUCAUAUAUUAGCACAAUAUUUUGUUGGCCAUUGUUAUCUAUAUGGAACUGGAACUACAAAAAACGAAAAAUUAGUUUUUGAAUACUUUGAAAAAGUGGCUAAUAAAAAUUUUGCACGUGGACAAUUAGGUAUUGGUUAUUAUUGUUAUGAAUAUGGAAUAGGUAUUAGCAAAGACUUAAAAAGGCUAUUUAUUGCUGAAAGUAGUGUUGAAAAAGAUUAUAAUAAAGCUUUUGAAUUGUCUAAGAAAUCAGCUGAAGGAGGAGAUUUAGGUGGAAUAACUCUGUUAGGAUAUUGUUAUAAUUAUGGUAUUGGAACUAAAAUUGAUAAGCAAAGAGCAUUUGAAUUAUAUCAAAAUGCUGCAAAUCUAGGAGAAAUGGUAGCACAAUAUAAUCUUGGUACUAUAUAUGAACUUGGAGAGGGAAUUACAAUAAUAGAUAUAGACAAAGCAAUUCAUUGGUAUGAAAAAUCUGCCAAACAAGGAAAUAAAGAAGCAAAAGAUUGUAAACAUGAUGAUAAUGCUUUAAAAACGUUAGAUUAG